CAAAAUUUAAUAUCAAGUCCCAAAAGGCAGUCGUAUCAGAUUUUAAUUCCGGACUUCAGUCUUUUUGGGUUUCAACUAAAAGCUGAUUGAACCCAAUUCAGAGUUGGUGGUGAACUUUCUCCUUUAUGCACUCUUUGGUUCUUUCUCAGAUCUCACAGUGCGAGACUCAUUUUGUUCAUUGUUUUUGCUCUCAAACAUGAGGCCAAAAAUCUAUCUUUUUGGAGACUCAAUCACGGAGUUCUCCUUCGAUGAAGGCGGCUGGGGCGCUUCUCUCGCCAACCAUUUCUCUCGCAGGCUUGACGUGGUGCUGAGAGGAUACAGUGGGUACAACACAAGGUGGGCGUUGAAGGUACUUGAUAGGGUUUUUCCUGCGGCCGAAAGCGGUGGUGCAUCGCCGCUCGCGGUGACCGUGUUCUUCGGAGCUAACGAUGCUUGCCUCCCCGAUAGAUAUGGUGCUUUUCAACACGUGCCAGUUGAAGAGUAUAAGCAGAACCUGCACUCCAUCGUCUCCUCUCUCAAGAAUCGGUGGCCAAAGGCUCUCAUUCUCCUAAUUACUCCUCCUCCGGUUGACGAAGAUGCACGAAUUAGGCAUCCUUACGUUGAGAAUCCAUUGGGUUUGCCCGAGAGGACAAACGAAUCUGCUGGGUGUUUUGCAAAGGCAUGUGUUGAAACUGCUGUGGAAUGUGCUAUCCCUGUGGUGGAUCUUUGGACCAGGAUGCAGCAGUAUCCUGAGUGGCAUAAAGCUUAUCUUAGUGAUGGCUUGCACCUGAGCCAGGAGGGCAACAAGGUUGUGUUCGAGGAAGUGUUGAAGAAGCUAAAUGAGGGAGGUUUAAGCCUUGAAAUGCUAGAAGUUGAUCUCCCACUUUUUGCUGAUAUUGACCCUGGUGACCCACUUAAGGCAUUUCGUCAGUGGUUCAAGAUUUAAAAGGGUUGAUUAUCACUGAAUAUUUUACUAUAUAUCUGCAGUAAUUAACAUCUCUUUCUGGUUUCAAGUGGUUUCCUGCUGCUAUUGUAGCCUCAGAUUCAUGAUAA
Molecule: messenger RNA, 1032 nt
Organism: Hibiscus syriacus
Lineage: Eukaryota; Viridiplantae; Streptophyta; Magnoliopsida; Malvales; Malvaceae
Product: GDSL esterase/lipase At5g45920-like
Exons: 6
Coding region: 197-925 (242 amino acids)
Molecular function (GO): hydrolase activity, acting on ester bonds
Source: RefSeq, a predicted model, not a curated record